AUGGUAUACAGCGCGCCGCAAACUAUUCACACUCGUAGAAACACUAUAAGACCUACUUACAGCCAUUAGAUCACACGACACGUCAUCAAUCCGCGUUAUUCCCUGAUUCAACGGUCUAGAUGAAACCGUCUGCAUAGCUACCCAGAAAGAACGAAGAAGAUCCUUUCUCUAUUCCCACUUUUUUCUCUUCAAACAAAAAAUUCUGUAAAAUUUAAUUUUAACUUUUCUGCUAAAAAAAAAAAAAAGGAAAAGAAAUCUUUGAGAUAUGGCUAUCGUCAACGAUGAACGAGAGUUUGAGGAAGCAACAAUAACUCAUGAAGAAGUUGAAGAUAAGGAAGUGGAUGCUGAGGAUGGUGAUGAUGACGUGGAAGAGGAGGAGGAGGAUGAUGAUGAUGAGAAAGAGGUGACACAGAGCUCAGGUAGUGGUCCACAAGUUCACUCUGUAGAUGACGAUGAUGAUGAGGACGACGAGGAUGAUGAAGAUGAUGAGGAUGAUGAAGGUGACAGUGAUGACGACGACGACGACGACGAUGAUGAGGAUGAGGAUGAGGAAGAAGCUGAAGUAGAAGAAGAUGAGGGGGAUCUUGGGACGGAGUAUCUUGUUAGGCCAGUGGCCCGUCCCGAGGAAGAAGAAGAUGCUAGUGAUUUUGAACCAGAAGAAAAUGGUGAGGAAGAGCCUUUCGAGGAGGAAGAAGAGGAUGAUGAUGAAGACACCAGUGGGAAGGUGGAGGCCCCACCAAAGAGGAAGAGAUCAGGCAAAGAUGAUGAUGACGAUGAUGAUGAUGGCGGAGAGGAUGAUGAAAGACCAUCUAAACGAUAGGGCUUGGCCCAUCUGGCUGACCCUUGGUAUAGAGGUCAAUCCCCCAUCUUUUCCUCUCUUUUGUUUUAAUCAAAAACAAAUACCUCUAUAGAAAGACUUCAUGUAUGAUGAUGGUUCUUGUAGUUUUAGUUUUAAUCUCCUCUGGAUUUUGCAUAGUGAAGUUGGGGUACUACGAUUGUGACUCCAGUUUAGUUUAGUUUUGUAUAAGAACUUUGGUUCUAGUUUAGCUGCAAGUUACUGUAUGUGUGUUUCUAGUUGUUAACCUUCGUUAGUCUGCUGGAUGCUAUUUGAUGCAAAUAUAUUUGGUGGACUUAGUUUAAA
Messenger RNA from Lycium barbarum (goji berry), 1141 nucleotides. RefSeq lists its product as uncharacterized. The coding region runs from base 266 to 820 and encodes 184 amino acids. The record is from RefSeq and is a predicted model, not a curated record. The transcript has 2 exons. Lineage: Eukaryota; Viridiplantae; Streptophyta; Magnoliopsida; Solanales; Solanaceae.